AUGAGAGUAAACGUAGCACCAUCCUCCUCCACCAAUUUCCAGGCAGCUUUUCCGGUUAACCGGAGUUCCAACAUCGCCGGACUUCUUCCAAAUCCUUUUAUUCUACACUGCAAGAAAACUAAAGGGUCCAUAUUUUCUCGCAGGAAAGUCAGAGCUAUUACGACAGGUAGAAGAAUUGUAGGUGCUCAUGUGGUCAUGAAGGAAGCAAAGAAAAAGAGAGGUGGUGAAGUGAAAAUAGUGAGUAUUGUUGGAGAAGCUAGUGUUAGUCCUCUUAAGUCUGCUCCUUGGCUUGAUGUUAUGCUUCACACUGGUUGGUUGACUAAGGAACGAAAAUGAAGAAAAUCGCUGAAAAACGGAUAACUUUGGAGCUAAAGGACUGUCUGUAACUCGUGUUACGGACUGUAACGUGAUCCGGAACAUGAGAUUGAAGUGCUGAAGGAUUGUCAACGUUACGACUCAGAAGGACGGUCCGUAACUCGUGUUACGGCCGUAACGUGGAUCGUAACCUGAAGGGAAAUUCAAGUAACAUGCUGAAGGAUUGUCAAUGUUACAACCCAGAAAGACAGUCCGUAACGCAUCUUUAUGGGGCGUAACGUGGGGCCUGAUGCAUGUCAAGAUGAUAUCCACUAAAGACUUGAGGCUGAGAUCCGCUGGGAGAUACGGACUGUAACCUGUGUUACGGUCCGUCGAAGGAAGCCGUAACGGUUGACCUAAUAUCAAGCUGACAAAGGACGGACCGUAACAUGUGUUACGAUCCGUAAUGAUGCCACGAAGGGUGUUUUUAUCCAGAACUUUGGCGCGUUUUUGGGUCCCAUAAAUAGUUAAUUCUAGGUUUUUCAGCCAUUAUUCAUUCAUUGUAGAGGAUUAACUCUCGGCCUUUGAUAUUUGUGAAGUUGUUUAAUCAUUUAAGGCCUCAACUUCAUCCUUAGUUCACAUUUAUCACGAUUGUAAGUACAUUAUGUCAUCUUUUAAGCUUUCUUUGUUGAACAAAAGUAUGAGUAGCUUAUUUUAAUA
Molecule: messenger RNA, 1014 nt
Organism: Lycium barbarum (goji berry)
Lineage: Eukaryota; Viridiplantae; Streptophyta; Magnoliopsida; Solanales; Solanaceae
Exons: 2
Coding region: 1-336 (111 amino acids)
Source: RefSeq, a predicted model, not a curated record